UUUACCCCACAAGCGCCGUUAGAAACAUCUAUGUGAAUCUUUGCUUUAUUUGUCAGCUCAAGCACACGAUCCCAUAAAAAAAAAAAAGCGCCAAGCGACCCCUCCAGAAUGAAGACAAUGUAAAAUGUGGUGCAGUGUGUGUAAAUGGUGAGCCGGUCUUGCCAACGGUCUUGCGACGGAAGCCCCGCGACACGGCUGUCCGCGCGCCGACGGCAAACACCGGCGCGGCCGGAAGUCGGCGCUUUUAAAUGGGAGGGAGGCGGCAACGGAUCUAGACGUGUAACCGACUGCGGAGCUCCUUGGCAACCGAGCAGUCCCUCGUUUGCAUUUUAAUCCGAACGUCGUCGGGACCCGCGGCUGGGCAGCCGGCAGGUUGUCGCCACCAUGGGCUCCAAGGCGGAGCAGCUGCUCGUCGUGCUGUCCGUUGUGGAAGGCCGCCAGUUCCCCAGGAGGCCUCGCCAUGAGCUCGUGGUACAGGCUAAGUUUGACGGAGAGCAGCUGGCCACGGACCCUGUGGAACAUAUCGAGCAGCCGCAGUUCUGCACCGAGCUCGCCUGGGAGCUGGACCGCAAGACCCUCCAGCAGCACAGACUCCAGCGCACUCCCAUCAAAGUGCAGUGCUUCGCUGUGAACUCAGCCACAUCUGCCCGUGAGCUAGUGGGGUACAUCAUCCUUGACCUGAGAUCAGUUCAGGAAGUCAAAAAGGCCCCUAAAUGGCAUCCUUUGCUGAACAGCAAGUACACCAAGCUAAAGCCUGCUAUUCUGCUCAGCCUUGUCCUUGAGAAUGACUCGAAAGAGGCACCUGAACAGGUCAAGGCUAAAGAUGCUCCACGAAGGCAAGGUGAGACCAUAGAGGGCUCACCUUUGUUGCCAAGUAUGGGGUCUGGCAAACUAGAUGUGGUUCUCAGAGAAGAUGAGGGUUAUCACCAAAUUGGACCCCCAGACUGUUGUACAGACUUCUUUGUUCUGUCUGUCACUGUGGCUUUUGCUACCAACCUGGAACAGCUUAUCCCCUGCACCAUGAGGCUGUCUCUGGAGAGCCCCCACUUCUUCUUCUACUACACCCUGCUGGGCAACGAUAUCACCAGUGAGCCCUUUGAAACCCUCAUCAGCCCAAGCUUUGAGCCUGAGCGGGCCUCUGUGCGGGUUCGCAGCAGCGUCCAGGUGUUCCGGGCCUACCUGAGCCAGCAACCCAACUUACAGAUCCACCUGUGUUGUGGGAACAGUUCACUGGGCAGUGCUGAGAUACCCUUGGCCAACCUUGUAAAAGCUGGGGUUGACCUGGAGAAGCAGCCUGCCACUGUGGAGGGAGCGUUUGUCCUGGUGCCCCUGAGUGAGGCCAAACACAAUCAGCUCUCCAUACCAGCCGACCUGCAGCCCAAAGUUGGGGUGUCCAUCACAGUGCGGAGAGAGGGCAUUGAUACAGAGGUGGGAAGUCCUUGUCUGCAACGUGGAGGGGGGCAACACACCCCAGUGAAGAAGGGGACUCAGUCACCCAGGUUUCCAGGAUCUCCAGUGGGAGAGCAAAAGCCACGCCCAGUAUCACCAUCCUGCUGUUCCCCUAUCCCUUUGGUACACCCCCCUACUGAGAGCAAGUCCAACAACUUCUUGGAACACCCUGAGCUGGCCCUACCCACCUCGCCAGCACCGGGUCCAUCUGUUCCAAGUGCUACUCAGAUCCAGACUGAGCCAGAGCCACCCACUUCCUCAGUCGGCAUCUCUUUACCCAAAAUCAGUAUCCCAGCUUCAGCACACCACUACUACUUUUCCAUGGACCUGAGGAGCAUUCAGGGCAUGGAUGUGGGUUUCUCUGCUAAAUGUAUUCUCAGAUACUCUUACCAAUUUUUUGGGAAUGUGAGCCCUAUCACCACUUGUCCACCAGUGGAGGUCAAGAAGAAUGUAGAGGUCCUGCUUCCCAAGUCCUACUGUGCCUUUGAGUUUGCUGCACUUCCUCACCAAAUGCAGGAGACCUUUCUCAGGAUGCCUUUAGUGGUGGAGGUUUUGCACAGAGAUGCCAAUGCUGAGGACCUUCUGCUGGGAACAGCCAGUGUGCAGCUCUCCCACCUCCUUACUGCGGAAAAGACCCGCUUUGUGGGACAGUUUGGCCAGGAGCACUGGAAGCAGAGCUUUUCAGAGACAAUCCCUGUUGUGCGGGCCAGAGGGCCAAACGAUAAAGUGGCUGAUCUGAACUAUGUCACCACCCUGGAGGACUUGGGUCUGGUCAGAGUUCAAGAUGUCCUCGUGUCAGAGUCCAUGCAGAGUGGAAAUCUUGGGAUGCCGAAGUCAGACGGUGCCCCGGGACAGCCCCCCAGCGCUGUGGUGGCCCCCACAGAGCUUCGGGAGACAAUGGAGUACAAGGUGGCUAUGGAGCUGGAGGCAUGGAAAGAGCUACAGGAGGACCUGUUUGAUAGCCAGCUGAAACAAAAGGAGUUGAGGCAUAUGCAAGAGCUUCUGGAGGAGACUAGGCGGCGGGACAGGGAGCGGGAGGCUCUUGUUAAGAAAAAGGAAGUGGAGUACACUCUGCUAGAGGAGCAAGUUCAGAAGACCCUAGCUGACCUGGAGAAGAGGGAGAAACAGUUGGCACAUGCAGAGAUGGAGAUGCAGCGGCUGCAGAAGGAGCUCAAGGCCAAGCAUGAGCUGAGCAUGCGUGAGGUACAGGAGAGCAGCCGCCGACUCCGUGAGGACUGCCUCCAUCAGGUGGAACUAGAGAGGUCAAAGGUCAGGCUUCUGGAGGAAGAGCGCUCCCGACUGCAACAACAGAUCCGUGAGGCGGACACCAAGUACAAGCAGUUGGAGAAGGAGUUCCAGCUGUACCGUGAGCAGCAGAACACCAAGCCUGAGGUCCGGCUACAGUCAGAGAUUAACCUGCUCAGCCUGGAGAAGGUGGAACUCGAAAGGAAGCUGGAAUCAACCACAAAGUCCAAACUGCAUUACAAGCAGCAGUGGGGACGUGCUUUGAAAGAGCUUGCCAGGUUUAAACAGAGGGAGCAGGAGGCGGCCAUGAUGCGGCUGAAGAAGCAGCAGCAGGAACUGGAGCACAUGCGACUCCGCUACCUCGCUGCAGAGGAGAAGGAAACUGUGAAGAGCGAAAAGCAGCAGCUUGAGGACAUCAGGAAUGAGCUCAACCGGUUAAAGCAGCAGGAGGACAAGCGGCCACCGAUGGAGUUGCCACAGGAGCCGUCGCUGAGCGAAAGCACGGAUGACCACCUGAGCCGCCUGCUGGAAGAGAGGGACACGCUGUUGCGGACAGGCGUGUACACACAUGAGGACCGCAUCAUCGCCGAGCUCAAUCGGCAGAUCCAGGAGGCCAUGAGUCGCCGCCCUGCCCGCUGAUCCUGGCCGCAUUGCAGCAGCUCAAUCGACAGCAAUACCAACCAACACAUGUCCAGUACCGGGAAUGACGGGUGUUCCUUCUCAAGUAUUACACCACACAAAUGCUUUGUGUCAGUAGUCCCGGUUUACUGUGUUUAAAGUAGGUAUGUGGUGAAGUGACACCGACGGGACACAUUCACAGGAGGAUCUCCACUUGUCAGCCUCAGCUGAGAGGUGGAACAGCAGCACUUGAUUCGACCGUGAGUCCAACAGCACCUCAACAACUAAAUUUUUAAUCUGUAUUCCCUCCUGGAGGUCUGUAUUUCUCUGUGUGCAUGAGUGUACAAAACACAUUGUCCUGUCCUCCUUACAAGCCCCAGUGUCACCUUGUGUACACUGGUCCAGCCAUCACACUGAAUUUUGAAUUUAGUGUUGGAAUUUAUUUCUGCUCUGGAAAUAUUUGAACUAUGAAUAUGAGGACUCAAUAUGUUGUGUGAAACGGGUGAAUAAAAGUGUUUUUAUUCUAGAUCUUAUCAAGUGAGUGCUGUAGGUGUGCAGUCACCAGAUGGCACUCUUACGAAAGAUAAUGUCCCCGGUACUGCCCUCUGUCAAGCUAAAAGUAAGACUGACAUGGUAUGUUUGUUUUAUUUCUGUAGUUAAAGUCCAUUUUGUAAGAUUUGUAUUGAU
This is a messenger RNA of Scleropages formosus (Asian bonytongue), 3999 nucleotides long. RefSeq names its product centrosomal protein 120 (gene cep120). The transcript is spliced from 20 exons. Bases 385 to 3333 code for a protein of 982 amino acids. The record is from RefSeq and is a predicted model, not a curated record. Lineage: Eukaryota; Metazoa; Chordata; Actinopteri; Osteoglossiformes; Osteoglossidae. Gene Ontology annotation, cellular component: centrosome. Gene Ontology annotation, biological process: positive regulation of centriole elongation; interkinetic nuclear migration.